GAUCGUCGCCCGAGUUCGUUUCAGUUUCCUGGAGUUCUUCGAGGAGGCUGAGGACGCAGUUGCCUCCGGCUCAAGGAUCCGGGCUUUCAGUGCACCACCGCUCCGAUCUGCGACUGUGCCUUCAUGCGCGGAGGAGCCAGUGCUGCUAGAGUCUGCAAAGGAGUCAAAGGAGUCGCCUGAGCCGGUACGCAAUCGUGGUAGCGAAGGGCAUCCGUUCUUCUGCGCUCGCCCUUGCAUACGCUACCAAACCUCCGGCACCUGCCAGCUUGGUUCCGAUUGCGGCUUUUGCCAUCACGUGCACGAGCCCGAAAUCAAGCUGGACAAGAGGCACCGUGCGGCUGU
Molecule: messenger RNA, 342 nt
Organism: Symbiodinium necroappetens
Lineage: Eukaryota; Dinophyceae; Suessiales; Symbiodiniaceae
Source: the annotation of a GenBank genome assembly